AUGAUUAUGGCAUUUCUUCAUAAUUUUGAUUUUUGUUAUGCAGAUCGGGCUAGACAAGCACAACAAUACCUUCCACAUAGUACACCGUAUGUCUACAUUCGUAGAAUGAAUGUUGCAAAAUAUCAACAAGGGAAAGGAAGUGGAUUACGAUUAUUGAUCAAGGUAGUUAAAAAAGCUAAAAAACUGGGUGUAGAUACGUUUCCCGAAGCUUCGCCUGAAGGAACACCAUUAUACUUGAAAGCUGGCGCAAAAAAGACUGGAAUAUUGAUUACCAAAAAUCAUGAAGAUAAUGUGAUCAUAGGAAAAUUCUGUAUGAUAUGGAGAAAUUAUGAUUUACUUUGA
Molecule: messenger RNA, 342 nt
Organism: Adineta ricciae
Lineage: Eukaryota; Metazoa; Rotifera; Eurotatoria; Adinetida; Adinetidae
Source: the annotation of a GenBank genome assembly